AUUAGAAGUGGCUCGACUACGAGAUUGGAUACAAUGGAAGUGAAGGUGUAUGUGGAUGGAAUCCCUCGUGUGGUCUGUGGACUUACUGAGGACACGACAUGUCAGCAAGUGGUCAUAGCAUUGGCUCAAGCUCUAGGUCAGCCAGGACGCUACAUGUUGCAGGAGAAAUUUAAGGACUUUGAGCGUUACAUGAUGCCCAACGAAUGUCUCCUGGAGACACUUGAGAAAUACGGUGAGCAAGUGAAGGAAGUCCAGCUCAUCCUGAUUCACAACGGACCCUCAGUCUGGGAUGAAAUGAGCAGAGCUAAAGUGGGCAGAUACCAACCUUGCCCACCACUGAGGAGAAAAGAUGUGGUGAGCAAAAUGCGGCGGAGCAGUGGUUCCCUUACUUUACAUCGCCAAAGCUUGCCACCAUUGAACUGUUUGAAGGAGGAAACGGAGCAGCAAAAAGAUGUGAAAAGACCUAAAAGAAAGUCCCUGACACUAAUGGAGGAUGCAUGGGAAUGGCUAGAAAGUCUGGGAAAAGGCAAGGUGUACAGUACUGCUGGUGACAAGGAAAGCACUAAGAAGACUGAUAAAAGAAAUCGCAUAUCUUUGGAUGUUUCUCUCACUGUUUGCAAAGAUAAUUCAGGGCGAAGCAGCAAAGGCAAAGUCAGAGGUCAGAAAACUUUAAGCUCAGAGUUGGAUCAUCAGACGUCCUGCUGUUUGGGAAGUCAGACAAGAGAAAAGGAAAGUAAACAUUCCAAGAAAAGUCACGAGAUAAAAGCCAUAGACCUGUCCAGCUCAAGCACUGUUCAAACUGAAGAUGAGAAAAACAGGUUAAGCAAAACCAUAACACAUCAGCUCAGCCGUUUGCACGAUCUUCACAUCCAGAUAGCACAUGUAGAUCAACAGAUUUUUGAACUUGAAGAACGGCAAAAGGUGAGGAAAGCUGAGGAAGAGGCCCAGCAGAGGGUGGUAGAAGAGGAGCUGGAGCAGAUCAAGUUUUGGGAGAAUGAACUCAAGGCAGAGGAAGGUUAUGAGCAAGAGUUGCAACGACAAUUCCUUGAGAUGAGGGCGAAGGCUGUGGAUUGCAAGGCCAAACUAGAGGACUACAAGUGUGAAAUAGAGGGCUUUGGUUUUCACAAUGCUCCUCAAGAGGAUUCAGAAACAAAAUCUUCCCCAAAUACUGUCAGUCAUGUUUCAACUGUUUCCACACUGAACUUCAAUCAGCAGCAAUCUCAUCUACAUCCAGAUGUAAAUAUUAACAGGAAGUUGCAACCCAGAGUAGCCUGCAGCCCUCCACAUGCUCUAGUUCCUCCCAGUCAGAUAAAGGAACGACGGCCCACGGGACCAACGGAGCUCAGAGAGUGGUGGACACGCUGGUCUGAAGGCCAGAGCUCCAAGCCUCAGAAUAAAAACAAGGUUCUUCACCGCUCUGAGCUCACCAUUUACCUGGCCAGUACAAAGGUGUAGAAUUAAAGUGCAAAUCAAGUUUUUAAAAAAAUUUAAAAAAAAUACUACUACAAAUGGACUUCGUAGACUUACUUUAACUGCUCAGAGCAGCCAUAAUCCAGUCAAGUCACCAAGAGUGUUUUACAUUUAAUUGAACACACUUCUUAACUUGUGGACUAGUCAAGGGAUUGUACAGAGGUGCCACUGAGCCUUGCAUUGGAUUUUGUUAUAAUCAUACUAUUUUGAUCCCAUAGUCCCACAUCUCAGAGACCAUGUUCCAUAUUGCUACUGAAGGGAAUACAUGCAUUUAAGGAGAGCAUUGUUUCUUAUAUCCACGUUGCAAAGUUCAACUGUGUUGUCAGAAAACAUGUAAAAGAAAAUGUAAAGUUUAGCAAGUUGCCAUCAACUGUUGUCAAAUAUCACUAUAAACUAAGUGUUCAGUGAUGACGGGGGCUUUUUGUUCAUUUUGAUUCCACGCUGUAAACACUUGCUUUCGCAUUUACUCAAAAUUAACCAGUAAGUUCAAUCUGAAUUCUUAUUUUCAGGUAAGAUAAAAUGCCUAGUGUGGAGAAUAAUCUCUUUAUGCUUUGUUAAGUAUGUUAUCACUCAAAGACUUGAUUAUUUGAUCAGAAUGAGAAACAGGUCCACAGCUUUUCCAGUCUUCUACUUUUGUAAAUCUCCAAGUUUAAUUCUAAUAAACUGUUAAAUCCUCCACAUACUGAAGACCUCAACAGCAUCCUGCC
Messenger RNA from Sphaeramia orbicularis (orbiculate cardinalfish), 2177 nucleotides. It is a transcript of the gene rassf11, whose product is annotated as Ras association domain family member 11. Gene Ontology annotation, biological process: signal transduction. The transcript has 3 exons. The record is from RefSeq and is a predicted model, not a curated record. NCBI's taxonomy places the organism in Eukaryota, Metazoa, Chordata, Actinopteri, Kurtiformes, Apogonidae. Bases 34 to 1455 code for a protein of 473 amino acids.